This is a messenger RNA of Macadamia integrifolia, 4342 nucleotides long. RefSeq lists its product as uncharacterized. The transcript has 27 exons. Bases 342 to 4208 code for a protein of 1288 amino acids. NCBI's taxonomy places the organism in Eukaryota, Viridiplantae, Streptophyta, Magnoliopsida, Proteales, Proteaceae. Gene Ontology annotation, molecular function: ATP binding; nucleic acid binding. The record is from RefSeq and is a predicted model, not a curated record.
CAGAAGGAUAGUAUGAUAGUAUGUUCAUUGAUAGGUACCAUUAUUUUUUUUUUUUUUGGUAGAAAUAGUUACCAUUAUUUAAACCUACAAAAGUUUCCUCAUGACUUAUGUGUUCCAAUAAGAAAAAAAGAAUGUUCACUUACGUGGCCAGAUUGCCGUUGAACGAUGGUUUCCCCGCCAAAACCUAGGGUUUGGAGUUGAUAACCUGGCGAAUACGAAACCCCGCGAAACUCAACGGACGGGACUUGCAAAUCAUCUGUCACCGAGUGUAUUAAACUUCCUGCCACUCCUAUUCAGGGAUUCAAUAAUUGCUGAGAGCAAAACGUUAGAGCCGAGAAGAUAUGGCGGAGAUCGAGAGGGAAAUCAGACGAGUCCAAGUUCGAAGCCUCGCUGGUGAAUCGACGACUAUCUCAAUUUCCCCGAUAAGUACCAUCGAAGAACUAAAACUCAAGUUGAAGGAAUUGUUCCUUCCAGCCAAGGAUUCCCCAAACUUUCAUCUAUUUUUCAAGGGCACUAAGCUGAUCUUGGGGCGUCAAAUAGGUAGUCUUUCUUUUGGCCAUGACGAUUUCUUAGUUCUCGUUCCUUUUACCAAGAAGGCACGGCCUCAGAUGCAUCAUCAAUUCUCCAGCCAGCCUACAGCUUCAUCGCAGGAUCCCAAUCAAAAUACUGCAUCCUCUUUUGCUGAUUUGGCAUGGUCUGACAUGAUGAGCGAUUUAUCGUUUUUAUCUGGUACCUCAAGAAACGGAGUUCAACCUGAUCUAAAUGCUCAAGGGAAGGAUAAAGUUAUGAAGGAAAGCUUCUUUAACCACUCUUCGAGCACUCAAAGGAGGAAACGGUCUAAUUAUGAUGUACAGGAAAGACCACUCGAUGACCUUGUUCACAGUAUCCAAGGCACAGCUAGCGGGAAGGUUUUUGAUGAACAAAACAGUGAAAAGUUUCUUCAGUUUUUGGAGUCAAUAGAUUGUUUAUCUGAUCCAAAGUCAAGGAAUUGCUCCUUGAAAGUUUCUUUAGCAUAUAAUGACACGAUUCCGUGCAAUGAGAAGAAAAAGUCUUGCUUGUGUCCUUCAUGGUUGAAGAGGACACUAAAGGGCUUUGCUUUCAUAAACACCUUUUAUAUGGUUCUCCAAAUGCGGAGUGAGAGAUUCACUUUGGAUCAGUUAGAUGGAGCAUUGAAGCAGCUUGGGAAAUUUGGCUUCGAUUUUGAUAUUGCGGACCUGAAGCAUAUUUCAGUUCUUUGUCCAGAGGUUGUGAAGUUUGGUGACCAAGAGACUGCUGCUGCCAAUGUGGGUGAUUCUAUUGUUAUUUUCAAUUCUCUGAUUGAGCUGGGAGUUGAAGCGGACAAUCAUAGGACCGCUAGAAAAAAGGUCCGAGACUCAACGGUCGUAGACAAGAUGAAGAUACGGGACACUGCCUUCAGAAAAAGACUAUUGGAGGCUGUUACCUCCUUCACGGGUAAAACAAUGUUUGCAAGGAGGGUUACAAUGCUUUUAUCAUUGGAAGAUCUUCUAAAAUCUAUGGAGGAAAGUGGUGAUGCUGCAAAAUGCAGUGAAGCAAAAUGUACGAGGAGUCGUUCUGCCCCUUCAAGUUCUCAUUCGCUGCAGGAACUAUGUCAGGUUUUCCUGUCUUUCUCAUGGACCUUUAAUACUGUUCCCUGGAGAAGUACCUUAUUCUCUUUCACUAACUUUCUGAGUCUAUUCUCUUUCACUAACUUGCUGAGUCAACAGGACACAAAUGAAUUGUCACCAGGAGAAAUGGUUGAACAUCUUAGAAAGGGACUUGGAUCGCAAGGACAGAUUGUUCAUAUUGAAGAAAUUGGUGUGAGAAAGGCUAUGCAUGUUGAGAUCCUAAAUGAGCUCUCAGAGACAACGAGGUCUGCACUUCAAAGGAUUGGAGUCACUAGGUUGUACAGCCACCAGGCAGAGGCAAUACAGGCUUCUCUUUCUGGGAAAGAUGUAGUUGUGGCAACAAUGACUUCUAGUGGAAAAUCCCUUUGCUACAAUGUGCCAGUACUGGAAGCAUUGACCCAGAAUUUAUUAUCAUGUGCUCUGUACUUAUUUCCAACAAAGGCUUUAGCUCAAGAUCAGUUAAGAGCUUUGUUAGUGAUGACAGAGGGGUUGUUGGAUAUUAGCAAAAAUAUUGGUGUCUAUGAUGGCGACACUUCUCAACACGACAGGAAAUGGAUCCGUAGUUCUGCUAGACUGUUGAUCUCGAAUCCUGAUAUGUUACACAUGUCAAUCUUGCCAUACCAUGGACAAUUCCAGCGGAUUUUAUCAAAUCUGAGGUUUGUCAUCAUUGAUGAGGCUCAUGUUUAUAAGGGAGCUUUUGGUUGCCAUACUGCUCUAAUAUUGAGGAGACUUCGCCGUCUCUGUUGUCAUGUGUAUGGCAGCAACCCUUCGUUUGUAUUUUCAACUGCGACCUCCGCAAACCCUCGUGAGCAUGCAACGGAACUUGCAAACCUGUCGAUAUUGGAGCUUAUUCAGAAAGAUGGAAGUCCUUGUGGUCCAAAAAAUUUUAUCAUGUGGAAUCCUUCUUUAUGUCCUACAACAGUAUCAAAGACUCUGAGUAGCUCAGAUACAAGUAAAUAUGCUGAUCGAGAAGUCAGUACCAGACGCUCAAGUCCGGUUUUAGUGGUGUCCUGUCUCUUUGCAGAAAUGGUUCAGCAUGGACUUCGCUGUAUUGCUUUUUGUAAAACACGCAAGCUCACUGAACUUGUACUAUUCCACACACGUGAGAUGCUUCAGGUGACUGCACCUGAUCUGGUUGGCUCUAUAUGCGCUUAUCGUGGUGGAUACAUUGCUGAGGAAAGGAGGAGAAUAGAGAAUGAGUUUUUUAAUGGAAAACUUCGUGGGGUUGCUGCAACAAAUGCUCUUGAGUUGGGUAUUGAUGUUGGACACAUUGAUGCAACUUUGCAUCUAGGUUUUCCUGGUACUGUUGCCAGCUUGUGGCAACAAGCUGGGAGAUCUGGGAGAAGGGAAAGGCCAGCGCUUGCAGUCUAUGUUGCAUUUGAAAGUCCUCUUGAUCAGUAUUUCAUGAAAUUCCCACAGAAACUCUUUCGGAGCCCGAUUGAGAGUUGUCAUGUUUAUGCUCAUAACCAGCAGGUGCUUGAGCAGCAUCUAGUAUGUGCAGCUCUUGAACACCCAUUGAGUUUGGUGUAUGAUGAGAAAUACUUUGGCUCUUGUCUAAAUAAUUCAGUAAUGUCUCUUACAAAUAAAGGAUAUCUGAGUUCUGAUCCAUCCCGUGAUUUACCUUCCCAAAUAUGGAGCUAUAUUGGGCAUGAGAAAAAACCUUCACAUGCAAUUUCUAUUCGAGCAAUAGAGACUCAGAGAUACAAAGUAAUAACGAAUAAAAGUAAUGAAGUCCUUGAAGAGAUUGAGGAAAGCAAGGCCUUCUUUCAGGUUUAUGAAGGGGCAGUUUAUAUGCAUCAAGGGAAAACUUAUUUGGUGAAGGCCUUGGAUUUAUCAACAAAGGUUGCUCUAUGUCAAGAAGCUAACUUGAAGUAUUACACAAAGACACGUGACUACACAGAUAUUAAUGUCAUUGGUGGUGCAAUUGCUUAUCCAGCAAGGAUUUCUGACGUGCAGCAGAGGAAAACAUCUGCCCAGACAAAUAACUGCAAAGUAACUACCACAUGGUUCGGCUUCUAUCGUAUUUGGCGUGGAAGCAAUAAAAUUUUUGAGGAAGUAGAACUUUCUCUCCCUAGAUAUUCUUAUGAAUCACAGGCAGUUUGGAUUCAAGUUCCCCAAUCAGUAAAAGCAAUGCUUCUUGUCAUGCGCUUUCUUAAUACGGUGCCUCUAUUCCUAAUGGAUCUAAAGGCCUUGUUUUCUUUUCUUGCAUGUAGUUAUAUAAUGUGUAACUCUUCGGACUUGGCUUCUGAGUGUGCGAAUCCUCAUGAAACCCGUGAUUUUCCAGAAAGAAUUCUUUUGUAUGAUCAGCAUCCUGGAGGAAUUGGUUUAUCAGCUCAGGUGCAGCCGCUUUUCACAGAACUGUUAGCUUCUGCUUUGGAGCUUGUCACAACAUGCCCAUGCUUGGGAGCUAGUGGUUGCCCUAACUGUGUUCAAAAUCUAUUGUGCCAUGAAUACAACGAGGUCCUGGAUAAAAAUGCAGCCCUUAUUAUUCUUCAGGGCAUUAUAGAGGCUGAGGACUCGUUCCAAAAGUGGUCAGAUUCUUCCAAGACCAGUAAUACAGAAGAACAUCAGCAAACUCUUUGACAUCUCAUUACUUUCUUUGUUGGAAUAUAUACUUUUCAAUUUUGUGUCCUACCAGGCCCCAGUUUUGCUAUUUUUCUUUCUUGAUAAUGAAAUUAUUUUUGCUCACUUUUUAAUUUGUAAUGUCAUUUCAAGUA